AUGAGCGCGAACAGCGCCGCCUUCGCGGCCAGGUUGGACGGGAACAGCAGCGCGAGCACCUGCUGCAGCCACGCGGACGCGGAGACGUCGCUGGCUGUCGUCUUCAGAGUGAUGUCUCUGGAACCGCUCGGCGGCGAAGCUGAAGCAGAGCAAGAGCUUCUGUCCAAGCAAGAGCCGCCGAGCAAGAGCGAGACGCCGCCGCGGGCAGUUUCUGUCCACGGGGCUAAGGUCUUGGCUGUGGCGAGGAAGAACGGCUGGUGA
Messenger RNA from Miscanthus lutarioriparius, 261 nucleotides. The record is from the annotation of a GenBank genome assembly. NCBI's taxonomy places the organism in Eukaryota, Viridiplantae, Streptophyta, Magnoliopsida, Poales, Poaceae.